GAUCACAGUGUGCCAUGCAGUCAACCAGAAAUUACUUCAGUCUCACCUAUUGCGGCUUUGGUGCCAACAGCAAACCAAAGAAUAACCACACCAAUGCAGCUAUCACAAAAUCUUCCUCCAGAAAAAGAAGACUCUGAAAACAAAGUUUCCUUGCUAAGUGAAUUGUCUUCUGUUGGUGAUCAUCUUUCAAUGAGCUAUGCUAGUAAGGAAGGGAUCAAUCAAGAGGAAGAACAAGAUUUGUCGGAGGAUGAUUCAUGUGAUUCAAGUUACUUGCAACGUUUAAGUUAUGCUGUGAAGACUUUCAAUGAGCAUUACCAGAACAGCAAAGCAGAGGAGGAGUCUUCAUCAACUGCUGAUUCCUUUUCGCCAGAGGCAUUCCUGUCAUCUAUUCCACUUUUCAAAAAGCUAAGUAAGAGGAGACCAGCCAACAUACUUCCCAAGCCAAAUACCACAGAAUAUUCCAUUAGGGGACAGCAUCAACAUUUUUUAACAAGCAGUCAUGGAGUAUCAUCAAUUUUGCCUCAGCAGUUUUCUAUGGUAGCUGAUGUUGGUCAUGGUGUACCAAUUGCACCAAAGCCAGACCCUAACACUCAGGUGUCUUGUUAUGUGCUUGUAGUUCCUACUCCAGUUUACUAUGAAAAUUUAGUUCCAAAAGAAAGACUUCAGUUGCAGCAUGAACAAGAAGAAGCUAAUAAGUCUCUGGCAGUCCCCUCUGACCAUGAAGACAAGGUAACAGAAGUUUUGGCCUUCCAGAAUGGUAAGUACCUUUGACCUGACUUAUAUAUUGAAACCCAUCCAAACAAUAGAUAACAAUGUACAUAUAUUUAUUUCAAUGUACUCUUUUCUUAGAGACAAUUGAACACUCAAGACCCCAUCUAAGCUAUAAAAGUGCUGGUGAUUAGAUUAUAUUGUCCUUUUACAAAUUUAGGGAUGGGAAUUCUGAGUUCUGACCUUGUUUCUGUUUCUGAGGAACCCUUCCUUUAAAUUAUUAUAGUCCGUAUAGUUAAAUGCUAGCUUAGACCACUAGAGAUACCAUUUGUGUAGUGGACGAAAAACAAAAAAAAUAGUCUUAAUUAGAGGAUAACUUUUAAUUUAAAUGAUUUUUUAAUAUCAGACACAACUCCUUUGCAAGAACCCAGGCCUAUGCAUCCUCCAGAUGUAGAAUGGACUCCAAGAGCUUGCAAGCAAGUCAGAACACCUUUACCAUCCACAAGGGUGAGAGUAUCACCAAGCCCUAACAAGGGCAACAGUGGCGUACAGGGCUCUCCAAUCAUUACUGUGUCUACCACAACAACUCCAAUACAACCACUACAGGGAAGCAAGAAGAAAUAUGUGAUUGUUCAAGGAAACAACAGGCACUUGAAGGGCCUAGCAAGUCAUCGACAUAAUUUUUAUACACGCACAGUAGAAGAAAGCCAUCAACCUAUUUAUCUACAAGGUAAAACAAUUUUUUGCCAAAAUUCAAUGUUGACAGUUGAGUUAAAAUGGUCUUAUUCAGGGUGUAUACUGUGUGACCAGGUUAUUAGGUUUGUUGUAAUAAUUUCUGUUUGUUACAUAAUAAUAAUUAUUAUUAUUAUAACAAAUUUAUUAUUAUUUUUAAUUUGUAUUAUUAUUAUUGUAACAAACGAUUUUUUUGACAGUUAUGUCUUUUAUUUUAAAACAAGCAUUUCACAUUCACUUUCCUCUACAUUUUACAGUAAUUUUUCUCCAAUUCAAUUCAAUUAAAUUCCAAUAUUUUUGACAGGUCUACCACCGCAAGGUUUUAGGCGACUUUGGAAAGCCAGAGAAAAUAGUAGCACUGAGAAGCUAACAAAGGUGAACAGUAUGAUUGAGGCUUAGAAUUCUUACCUAAUAUUUCUAUCCCUUUACAGAUUGCUUUAAUUUCAAGAUAGAAAAAUCCUUUCAAAGUAAUAACUGUAAACUUUAAACUGUCUUAAUAUGACGUGAACUAUUCACAAAUCACUGUGAGGGCUUGAUCUUCCAUAUCAAAACAAUGUGGACUCUAGCUUGAUAAAAUAGUGGACAUUUUGCAAUGACAAUGCAUGGUUUCCUCACAAAAUUAUGUCUGGGAAAUGACUACAGAAAUUCCAUACUAAUGAGGUGUCAGUUACCAAGAUCAGGUACUUCUUAUUAGUGGAAGCAAGUUUCCCAUGUGACAUAACCAAUCAGAAUGACCUGUCAUUUUGCUUGGAAACCAGAGGUGGCAUUGAAAAAUGACCGCUGUAAUUUCUCAGGCCAUGUGGAUUCUUCCAUAUUAGAAUUUGGCACACUCCAUGAUGAAAUUAAAAUAGACUAGGUUACAUUAAUUUUAUUGUCUUUGUUUUAUAUAUUUCCCUAAAUUUCAGAGGUCAUUAGAACUACUAUUUUGCAAAGCUUUAGCACCCGCUAAUCAGGAGGCCACGGUGCCUGAGAUAGAGACGUCCCCCCUGACAUGCAUAACAGACAAGGUAUCCUGUGAUCGAGAGGUACCGCAGUAUGAAAGCAAUAAGGUGAGCAAAGCGAUUAUUAUGGUUCAGGACUUCACUACACCAUUUAAUAGCUGCAGUUUCUGCAGUUUGUUUACGUGAUUCAGUUUAAUGUCUUUUUUACUGAACGAAGCGUUGAAUAAUAAUUAUAUUACACCCAAUAACCUUGUGCCUUUACAGACUAUUUCCAACUACGUUAUGUUAAUCCUUCAAAGUGGUGUUGCUUACCAAAUUGCUAAUUUUUGUGAAUUCUUUGUACUCCUUGAUAAGUCUUGUUGACUGAACAACCUGCGCAAACGUCAUUACAUCAACGGAUCGGAGUCAAAUUGAAUGGUGCAUCAUAAUAAGAAAAGUUAUGAUGAAAAAAAUGCGCUUUAUUUGAAUGUCAAUGUAUUUAGCACCAAAGGACUAAGAAGGGGCACUAUUUUUACGUCUCCAGCUGGAGACAGGACCGCCAUUUUACGUGGUCAACGGACAACCGAGCCACGCGAAGGUCCAGCCGCUUGCAGUGCAAAGGGAGUACCUUCAUUUCUCAGUUAUUUUAAGACCCUGAGUAUUGGUCCGGCCCCGGGAAUUGAACCCGCGACCUCCCGUUCUGCAAUCAAGCGCUCUACCGACUGAGCUAAUCCUUCCUUUGAUCUUACAUUUCUCAUAUGCCUGUUCUGUUUUUACAUUAGAGUCCAGAACAAAACCUGCCGACACAAAAGAUUCCUGAUGAUAACAGUUCAACACUAGCUGUGAAGGAGGCAAAUAACCAGGAUAGAGAAGGUAAACAUUCACAUACAAAAAGAAGACGAAUGACACUAACGGCUUUUUGUAGCUAGAAAUGGGGCUUGAUGAUUUAGUAAAUUCAAGGAGCUUGUAACUUAUAUUUAGUCUGAAUAGUUUAAUAGCCUUCCUCUGUGUCUAAAUACUAAAGUUUGUGUAGCAUUAGUGUUCAGAAGUGAAUGAAGGGGUUAUUCCCACCACCCUGAUCUUUGUAUAAACUGAGUAAAAGUUAUGCUUUGUACUAUGUGUUUCGGCGGCUUGUUGAUCAUUGUUAUAGCAGAUAACGAGACUGAUAUUUUUUAAUGUACUGAUGACCUGUGGCUAAAAAGACAGAACUUAACAGUCUGAGAAAACAGCCGACAUUUUGUGACGCCACCACUGGUUUCCCCUUGAAAUUACGUCUGAGCAACGACUACUGAUGAGGUGUCACUACUCAUCUGGGUAGUGCUUCUGAUUGGUCGUGUCGCGAAAGAAAUUUAUUUCAACCAAUCAGAAGCACUACACAGAUACGGGUAGUGACGAGUCAUCAGUAUGGUAUUUUGCGCUCUUUUCUCCGACAGUGUCGUGGUAUGUCUGGUGUUCUUCAGGCUAGAAAGUUAUACCUAGUAGAGGUCACAUACUCUAUUUUAAUUUUAACCCCCGCUCUCGGUUUAUUUGUAAAUCUCUUCAGUUACAUUGUAGUUUGAAAACAACCUCUCACCAAUUGUACUUACAGAGGUUAUAGAUUCGGAAUGUCAAGCAAAUAAUGAAGAACCUUUGGCUUCGGCAAAAGAAACAACUGAUGAAGUGAAAAUUAUACCAGUCUCACAGGGCAACAGGUACAGAGAAAACAGAGAAAGAAAGAAAGUCCGAGACAGGUAUGAUUUACGAUUUACAUCCUUUUUUGAGGUUCAACAGAAAUAUUCAGAUGCUGAAUAGUGGAGUCGGCGUAUUUUGUANCCCCCCCCCCCCCCAAAUUUUGGGCAACUCAGAUUUUUGGGGGAGCGAGAGAAAAUUUGGGCAAAGCCAGCUUUGACCAGAAUUAACUCUAAAAUAAUUCACACACGUUUUUAAAAAGAUUGAAACUACUAUAAGGUGAAAUUGCAUGUCAAAAGCGCUUCGUUUUCUACAGAUAACGGCUAAACAUCAAGAUUUUCCUUUUUUUACUGUAUAUCUGACGAUAAGAACUCUAUCCCAAUAACAGUGAUUCCGUUUUAACUUCACGAAUAUCGAGGCGACUAUUGGAGGAAAAAGCUCCCGAGAACGAUUUCCCUGUGAGAAGUAAUGCUGCAAGUGUAAUAGGUAAUGGCGUCAGUUCGUUGCUUUGAUAACUCCAAUGUCAUUGCAACCCAGAUCAUGACAAAUGUUUAUCUUUAUCUAAUACAACUGUGGUGGCAAUUUUUCCAAAUGUUUGUUAAUGGCGACGUAGGUUAUGCUCAAACUUGGUAGGUAUUGACCCUGAAAAACUGUAUCGAGCCACUUUCAUAUGCCAGUACGGCCUAUGUUGUUGCAUCGUAUGGCCCUCGUUUCUUUUCGACUGUUUUGUAAAAAUUUGGGCAACUUGCAAGAAUUUUUUGGGCAAAUGGUUUACCGCCCCCCCCUGGCCGAAAAUUGCCCGUACGCCUAUGUCUUCGAUGAGGCUUUAAGGACUCAGACAGAAUAUAAACUGAAGACCAGCUGUUUAAUUAUGCAUUGUUUUUGUCGCAAAGAAAACAGUAUAUUAUUUUCCAAAAUAGAAAGAAUAUAAAAUAUCAUGCCUUGAGCGCGCAACCAUCUCCAUCUGUUAGAAGAUUAGUAAAUAAUCUCAGGGUAGGUUGUCCUGAUUUCCAAAAUUAAAUUUUUGUGUUAUUGUGCUGUAGGAAAUAUGACGCUGAUCUCAAGAAGGCGUUUGAACAGCUCAGACGUGUUGUGCCACGCUUACCGAGGAGCUAUAGUCGUGUAAGUGGAUAUCUUAUCUCCAAAUUUCUCCAAAACAUUUUAUUACUUUUCUUUUCGUUCUCGUGUGUUCCACCUAACAUGUCUCCGAGGCUGUACGGACAAAACUGCGAAUUUUUCACGAUUCAGUUGUCUCGUAAUUCCCAAAAGAGACUUGAGCACAAAGAAAACUAAACCAAAUGUAGAUUAUGGCCAGAACUGAGAAAGCCUUGGAGUCAUGUUAGAAUUUUGAUCUAUGGAACGUGGGCUAUUGUUAUGUAUCACAGUUUUCUAUUUCGUGAUUCUUCGAGGAGGACGUUAGAUAUAAAUGUUACCAAUUAAAGCAACUUAACAAUGUUUGUGUACAUUUUGCAGGGACUAAUUUUGCAGGAAGCCAUCAAGUACAUAGGGAACCUGGAAAAGAAAAUUCAAGGUAUGGUGAGGGAGUAAAAUUGCAGCUUUGUUUAGCAACACGAACACAUUUGGGCAGGCAGUGCCCAGAUGAGAGAACUUUUCGCGUUUGACCGCAUGUACCAAGCAUACCCAGUGAAUUCUUUGCUUUUUAUGCAGUGGAAGUUGUGUAUUCAACUUCAUUCUCCACUUUUAACUAAAUUUUUCUCUCAAUCAACUUGCUAUAGAUGCGGGUUUAUGGCCAACAUUACAAGUCCAAGAUCACUUUAAGCAAGACGCCCAGUCGAAAGGCACUUCUGACGAAAAAAGUGCCAAGGUGGAGCCCGUAACUGUCACAGAAGCCAAACGUGUAUUAUCCUCAACGGAUUGUACAGUCCCUGAUCCUUCCAACAACGUUACUAGUGUAGAAGAUGAUGAGGCACAACCACUCGUACCUGAGGAUGAGAAAGGUUCAAAUAGCCAAGAAAACGCCUCAGCUACCUUAACAUCUCCCAUUAUUUUGUCCUUAUCGGCAGAGGAAGGGUCCUUUUCAUUUGUGAGCCCUGAGGGAGCUACUGUUUUUGCUGUUGAUUGUGAGUAUCCUGAUGAUGACUCUGUGACUGUUGAAGAGGCACCUCUGUCAGCCCCAUUCGAACAAGUACAACUACUGUCGGUAGAUCUCAAUGAUGACACACCGGUGCUGACACCGCAGUCCCCAGAGGAGUCUUUAUCACAAGAGCUUACUCCCAGAUUGAUACCCCUCGUCGAGAUUCCAAGUUACACGGAGAGUGGCGAAUCCUCCCGUCAGGAUCUUUUUGUGAGCGUGAUCGACGGCGUUUCCACUAUCAGCCAAGAGGCAUUAAGCGACCUGGGUGUCACCUUGUCCCCGUUAUUAUCUCCGUUGGGAAUUCUACUUUCCCCCGGUGGGGAUAUCGAUCACUCUCAUGAUCCCACAGUUGCUGUCCUGGUGGAUGAUCUUAGUUCAGCUGUAGAUGGAAAUAUGGCUGGAUUAAACGCUGUGGUUCCAGGUGUUUGCACUGAUAUGACAUCAAUAGCAGCUUCGGUUGAGGUUACCACUGACAUGCAGCGAAAGAAAGAGACAUCACCAUCAUCUGCGAGGAAGAGAGCAAGAUCAAGAAAGCGAACAGCACAAACUGUGCCAUGUUUAUCACCUCAACAGCCUGCUGACAUUAGAUCAAGCACUUCCCGUCGCAGAAACACGCGAGUUCUACAAGACAACAGCAAUUUUGAAGACCCAAGAUCGCCUGUUGCUGGUAAUAAAAGAGGAAGGAGAAGAAAGGUUAAAGUUGGCCAUUCUGAGCAAUCGUUCCAAGGUGUUGAUGAGAAUUCGGCAUCUGCGGUCAAACAGACCCGCACACCACCCAGGAGAGUGUCGGGUGUUAUCCUGAAUACAAAAAGGAAAAUGUCAAGUCCCAGUGGGAGUGUGGAAAAGAAAAGUACCCGUCGAUUGUAG
Molecule: messenger RNA, 6990 nt
Organism: Porites evermanni
Lineage: Eukaryota; Metazoa; Cnidaria; Anthozoa; Scleractinia; Poritidae
Source: the annotation of a GenBank genome assembly